AUGUUUAGCACUUCUCAUCCUCGAAGUCCAAUAUCUUUGGUAUGUGUGGCUGAACACAAGUGUUAAUGUUAAAGGAAGAUGUGUGUUGAAUGUCCUUAUGAUCACGGAAUAGAGAUUAAAUAAGCAGUUCCAAUUAACAAAUUUCAUGAAAUGUUUCUAAAGAAAUUGUAAGAAAAUCAGUUGGAGGAUACAUCAGAAUUAAUUAAAUAGAAAAUAAGCUUCAAAUAACUGCUAUCUUAAACUGAAGCAAUUAUGAAGAAGUUAUGGGAAGAUUUAGUAACUUCGAUUAAAUUGAUCUAUGAGAUGAUUGAGUAAGAAAAUAAUUCUUACAUUAAUCUCAUAAGAAAAAAUGAAAAUUUAGCAGAAUCUUUUAUAAUGAUUUGGAAAAACUAGUGUAAAUACAGAAUGGGAGAUUUUUAGAUGAUUGGAAUUAUAAAAAGAUUUUUUAUGUGACGAAAUUGGAUAAAGCAAAGUAGUGGCUAGAAAAAGAAGUGAAAACUUUCAAUGAAAAAUUUAAACAAGAAAUGAAUGAGAUUUUUUAGGAUGUUUCGGUAUAAUUUAACAACAUUUUUAAAUAGGAUUGA
This is a messenger RNA of Paramecium primaurelia, 584 nucleotides long. Lineage: Eukaryota; Ciliophora; Oligohymenophorea; Peniculida; Parameciidae. The record is from the annotation of a GenBank genome assembly.